This is a messenger RNA of Clupea harengus (Atlantic herring), 1442 nucleotides long. RefSeq names its product dual specificity phosphatase 22b (gene dusp22b). Gene Ontology annotation, biological process: protein dephosphorylation; signal transduction. The record is from RefSeq and is a predicted model, not a curated record. Gene Ontology annotation, cellular component: cytosol. Gene Ontology annotation, molecular function: protein tyrosine phosphatase activity. Lineage: Eukaryota; Metazoa; Chordata; Actinopteri; Clupeiformes; Clupeidae.
CCUGCGAAUGGUUGUAAGGCUCAGUUACUGAGUUUGUAGACCAGUCCAAUUGCUCUCGAAUCGUUCUAGCUGCCAAGGAUUUCUGUGUAUGAGAACAAGAAGAAAUUGACUAAGUACAGUGCAUGACAGUUUGAAGGUCAUCUCAAUCAGGAUGGGAAAUGGAAUGAACAAGGUUCUACCAGACCUCUAUUUGGGCAACUUCAAAGAUGCAAGAGACAGAGAACAACUAGCAAAACACAACGUCACACAUAUUCUCUCCAUCCAUGAUACAGCUGCUCCCAUUCUUCAGGAGAUGACCUAUCUGUGCAUUCCGGCAGCAGACCUGCCCACACAAAACCUCACGCAGCACUUCAAAGAGAGCAUCAUAUUCAUGCAUGAAUCUCGUCUAAAGGGCGAGGGCUGUCUGGUUCACUGUCUGGCAGGAGUGUCCCGUAGCGUCACGCUGGUGGUGGCCUACAUCAUGACCGUGACCGGUCUGAGCUGGACGGAGGCUCUGGCUGCGGUGCGGGUGGCGCGCCCCGGCGCAGGACCCAACCAGGGUUUCCAGAGGCAGCUGCAGGAGUUCGACAAGAACGAGGCACAGCAGUACAGAGAGUGGCUGAGCCGGGAGUACAAGGAGAACCCAUUUGAUGACGAGGUGCAUCUCCGCAGCCUGCUGCUCCAGGCCUCUGAGCCCGUCACACCGCAGGACACCUGAACCAAACUCCUCCUGCGAACACCCCAUCCAUUACCGAUGGACACACACACACAGGGUUGGAGCCUCCCCAGAUAACUGUGCUCAAAGACCUGACAUACAUUUGUCUGUGGGUUCCCAUCUUUGCAAGAUGAGUCGACCAUCGUACAUGAUUCCAGAGGAAGGGCUUUGGGCAUCAGAGCUUGUGUGUAAAUGGUCUGUUUUAUGGCAUAGCACUGUUAUUCAAACCUGCUGUUAUGUUCUUUACUGCCUACAUAUGUGCUAUGUUAAAGCGCUAAUCCACUUUGCUUCACUUCUGAGUUUUGUUAUUAAUGAUUAAUGACCUUUAUUUCAUUUUUUCUGUACCUUGCAACUCUCCAUAACUUUUUCUGGAUCAACCAUUAAGUUCAUUAGCAAACUGAAUGAAUGUGUGUAUUCUGCCUUGUCCAAAUGUCCAAGAGACACUAAAGCCCUGCCUGUGGAGAGUGUUUUUUAAAGACAUCACCACAUUUUCAUAGAAAUACUUGUUUGAAAUGUGCUGUCAUCAUCACUGCCAUAGGUAUGAAGUGAAAGGAAGUGUGUGGAGAGCUCUGUUCACAGUGAACUGGGAGCACAGAACCCACAUAAAUACAUGAAUGGCAGGUAGAGAACUGACAUUAUUUAUUUUCAUUAUUGAUAAAAUUUUACAUGUAAAGCUAUGGUUAUGGUCUGAACCAAAGUUGUAUUUGAUGUUGAGAGCAAUGUCAUUAAAGAGACUGAAGAAGUGUGA